GCUUAAGACUCGUCGUCUUUGGUCCUUAGUGGUGGUGGAUCUGAAAUUCUGCAACCCCUCUACUAGAUUCGCAACCCUUUGGUGAAUUCAACAGUGUUAAUCAUCUUCGAUUAUAAUCUCUCCACUGAGACUUAGAUCGAUCCAUAUUAUUCGAGUCGCCACUACAAAAAAAAUGGUGCUCACAUCCUCUGCACGUAACUACGUCAACCGCAUGCUGCAGAACAUCUCCGGCAUGAAGGUCCUAAUCCUCGAUUCCCAAACGGUGAGUAUUGUGAGCAUUGUGUAUUCACAGUCAGAGCUUCUUCAGAAGGAAGUGUUCUUGGUGGAGUUGGUGGAUUCUAUAACCAAGUCGAAGGAGCUUAUGUCGCAUCUCAAGGCUGUUUACUUCCUUCACCCUACGACGGAAAACAUCCAGCAUUUGCGCCGCCAGCUCGCCGCUCCUAGAUUUAGGGAGUAUCACCUAUUUUUCUCCAACAUAUUGAAGGACACUCAGAUUCACAUACUUGCUUAUUCAGAUGAACAUGAAGCUGUCCAGCAAGUUCAGGAGUUCUACGUAGACUUUGUUGCAGUUGAUCCUUAUCAUUUCAUUUUGCACAUCCCUUCAAGUUAUAUUUAUAUGCUCCCAGCUGUGGUGGAUCCUUCAACACUGCAACGCUUCUAUGAUCGGGUUGUUGAUGGUGUAGCAGCUGUCUUUUUGGCAUUAAAACGGAGACCGGUUAUUAGAUAUCAAAGGACGUCUGACAUUGCCAAAAGAAUAGCACACGAAGCAAAUAAACUGAUGUACCAAGAAGAAAGUGGUCUUUUUGAUUUUAGGCGAACAGAAGUUUCACCACUAUUGUUGGUGCUUGACAGGAGAGAUGAUCCUGUAACCCCAUUGCUCAAUCAAUGGACCUAUCAGGCUAUGGUUCAUGAAUUGAUAGGAAUCCAAGACAACAAGGUGGACUUGAAAUCCAUUGAUAAAUUUUCAAAGGAUCAGGAGGAGGUUGUGUUGUCGUCGGAACAAGAUUCAUUUUUCAAAGCCAACAUGUAUGAGAAUUUUGGAGAUAUAGGUAUGGAUAUCAAGCGGAUGGACAUGGCCAAAUUUGUUGACAAUUAUCCUGAGUACAGAAAAAUGCAUGGGAAUGUGUCAAAGCAUGUGACUUUGGUAACAGAAAUGAGCAAGAUAGUACAACAGCGAAAACUUAUGACAUUUUCACAAACAGAACAGGAAUUGGCUUGCAAUGGAGGACAAGGGGCUGCAUUUGAGGUAUGUAUUAAUGAUUAG
Arachis duranensis is the source of this 1264-nucleotide messenger RNA. Its product is annotated as vacuolar protein sorting-associated protein 45 homolog. Lineage: Eukaryota; Viridiplantae; Streptophyta; Magnoliopsida; Fabales; Fabaceae. The transcript has 8 exons. Gene Ontology annotation, cellular component: Golgi membrane. The record is from RefSeq and is a predicted model, not a curated record. Gene Ontology annotation, biological process: intracellular protein transport; vesicle-mediated transport. The coding region runs from base 173 to 1264 and encodes 363 amino acids.